AUGGCUUCCGAGUUCAUCGGCUACAACGUAGUCGUGACCCUGCAAGUUGGGAAGCUUCAAGGGCAGGUCGCCAAUGUGAUCGGACAGACCUUACUGCUCGAAAAUGUCACUCUCCUGUGGAGUGGUCAGCACCAUGCUCAAUAUUCGAUUGAUGCCUCCGCCAUAAUCGAUCUGUCGCUGGAGUCGACCAAACCAGCCCCACUGCCGCACCAACAUACAGCCCAAAGGCCUCAGGUGGCUGCACCUGUCUUACCUGGACCCCCUCCCUCGCAGCCUUUCGCUGACCCCGCGAUCCUGAGCUUCUCCAAGCCCCCUUCCCAGCUCCCCGCACAACCCGCACAGGCUCCAUUUGCGGAGUCGAGUAUCGCGCAAGGUCCAGUUUCAGUCAGCGCAUCUUUGACUGAGCCAUUCAGCAGUCUAGAGCUGAACACGAAGGCUGUGCGAGGGGGAGGACCUGGAACCUCGCAUGCAAAGGAGCCUCAGGUUGCACAGAGCCUGACGACACCCACAAAGCAGACACCGAAGCGAAACCGACGCGGAAAUGAGGACGGAUUCAUCAAACACGGCGCUGCAGCAAGCACAAAUCCCAAGAGCAAAGGCUGGCGCCAAACUGCGUUUGUGGAACCCGUAUACUCAGCCAACCAAGGAUCACCUGAACAUGCAGCGCACUCUGGCGCGAAGCUUCGCAAGAAGAAGUCACGCCGUGCUUACGCUGAAGACCCGAGUGGGUGGGCUACGGAGGAUGCAACCGACAUCCAAGAACUUGGGGAAUUUGAUUUCCAGAGCAAUCUGUCCAAAUUUGACAAGCGGCGUGUCUUUGAGGAGAUCCGCAACGAUGAUACCACGGCCGACGAGGCUCGCCUUGUCAGCUUCAACCGUCGGCCAAAGCCCGGUACGAAUGGCGGAAAGAACCUCCACUGGACGGAGAAUGUGCUUGAUAGCCCUCCAAACAGUGAUACUGCCGACGAUGUCGAAGGUAUUAGUGAUGCCAGACACAGCAGUGAGAACAUCUCCGGACGUGAACGGUCGAGAGCUUCUGGACGCAUCCAAACCUCUCGCAAGAGCAGUACAAUUAUGGCCCAGCCUAUGGUGCCUCAGAUCAGUGCGCUUGGGCGUAGCCAGCUCAACACCUCGCGCGCUGCAAGCCCUCGGCCAAGCCGAUCUUCUGGGUCACCUAUGGUUGGAGUCAACCCAGCUGGUGCAUCACUGCGACUGACUACGACCAACCGAAGCUGUCCCACUGUGAGCCCACUGCAGACCCUCGAGGUUGAGCAGAUUGCCGUAGCAGAGUUCGGCUUGUCAGAGGAUAUCCUCACUGAAAAUGCCGGACGAGGAAUCGCGGAAGCUGCAGUCUCCCUGCUGUCUAACGAUGCGGCUGCUCCAACCAUUCUGAUCAUAACCGGUAACCACCGCACCGGCGCAAGAGCAAUUUCUGCUGCUCGCCACCUGCGGAGCCGUGGACACCGUGUCACCGUAUGUCUGCUCGGACUGGAGCACGAAGAGGAGUUGCUCGAGAAUUGCCGCAAACAGCUGGAUAUUUUCCGGAAAAUUGGAGGUCGAGUGCUUAAGUGGGAGGACCUCUCAGCGCGUCUCGCUACCGCCGACUUGGCUCCUGACUUGGUCAUCGAUGCCCUGUUCGGGAUGCACCUUGCGUUCGAUGACCUCCGGACUGACGACCAAGGCGUUGCGUUUGAGAUGAUUGCUUGGGUGAACCGUAGCAAUGUCGAAAUCCUCUCUGUCGAUGUUCCGUCGGGGAUGUCGGCUUCUAGUGGUGAGGUGACAAUGGCUGAUGGCGGUCGACUGUGCGUGAACGCCUCAUCGGUGGUUUGCCUCGGGGCCCCGAAGACCGGAAUUCUCAAUGCUCUACUCUCCGGCGAAGGAGAUUCAUGGAACCUUACCGUGGCCGAUAUUGGUAUUCCGCAAAUUGUGUGGCGCAAGUAUGGCACUCGUCGCCGACACGGUAUCGACUUCGGCAACCGAUGGGUGGUGCCACUACGGCUGCAGACACUGGCAGCAUAA
Molecule: messenger RNA, 2019 nt
Organism: Penicillium daleae
Lineage: Eukaryota; Fungi; Ascomycota; Eurotiomycetes; Eurotiales; Aspergillaceae
Product: mRNA decapping enhancer EDC3
Exons: 3
Coding region: 1-2019 (672 amino acids)
Biological process (GO): deadenylation-independent decapping of nuclear-transcribed mRNA; P-body assembly
Cellular component (GO): P-body
Molecular function (GO): mRNA binding
Source: RefSeq, a predicted model, not a curated record